AUGGCUGUACCAUCUCAAUAUGCCGGCUUGGCCGCAACUUGGAACCUCCAAGCGGACCAACUUCAAUCAGAUCAGGUUGUCAUGCUGAACACUGGGUCAACAGAGAGUGUUUUCCAACCCGAUUGCCGCACCUUGGUUGAAGAGUAUGAUUAUAAAGAUGGUGGAAAGUACCGCUCAAUUGUCAAGCUCGAAAUGUCUUAUGAGGGAGGUCCGGCCAGUCGUUCCAUGGGAACUGGAUGGUUGAUCACUCCUGACCUCCUGGUGACGGCGGGACACUGUGUCUACGACCACAAGAACCAAGAACGGGGGGCUACGGCCGAAAAGAUUGUCACCACCGGGGAAUGGGUCGACUCUAGCAACAACCGCCACAAGGAUGUGGCCUUCAUUCAACUUGACAGGCCUUUCACUGGCAACCUUCGUCUAUUUGGCUACAAGUCAACUCCCAUCAAGGGGUAUGAGAUGAUUGGCGUUGUCGGAUACCCUGGAGACAGGACCCUCUCCGACAGAGAUGGUAUUGAGGAGCAGGGUGCCCAGAUGUACGAGCUGUUUGGAGCGAUCAUGUAUAACCGGAAUGAGAACGUUCUGCAGAUGCUGCAGUACAAACUUUCAACCUUUGGCGGCCAGUCUGGAGCUCCCGUCAUCCGCAAGAAGACACCAAAUGUGUCUAUUGCUGCUCACUGCUACGGAGGAGAGGAGAAGAACUCUGCCAGCCCCAUUGGGGCUAAUAGCAAUGAUUAUGAUGCCUAUCUCAAGGUCUUCUCGUCUUCCUACCCAACAGUGGUGACCGUGCGUGAUAUCAGCUUUGUCCAACUUCCUGUUCCGAUCCAACCUAUUAUGCCGACGCAGCCCAUCAUCCCAAGUCAACCCACUAUGCCAAUCCAACCCAUUUUUGCAACCCAGCCUCUUAUUCCUGUGGAGCCAAUCGCUCAGUCCCAACCUAUGGUCCAGUCUCAGCCUAUUAUUCAGACUCAAGCUGUUCUGAACCCACCCGUUGUCCCAAUCUACCAGGACAGCAUCGUUGAGGAAAGCUUUGUUGAAAUUGUCAAGGCCGUAUCUGAUGUUACAAAGAGGGAAAUGCUGGAUCGCUCUCCAUUCUUCGGCCCGCUGGGCGGUCCUCUCUCUGCUUUGGCGGGUGCUGCUUUGGAAGUCAUCGCCAAAUUUGGAGGCCCCGAGUCGAUGAUGAAUCUGCAGAAGGCUACAUCGGGCUCGACAGAGCGGGCUAUUCUUGCAGAAGCAACUUUGCAGUCUGUCCUACAAAUCACCGACCACGAGCUGUCAGAGAGACUCAUGAGUGACAUGCGAGUCACCUACCUCCAGCUUGCGCCUCAUAUUACCAACCUGGCACCAAAGCUGUUCCCUGUUCUGAGGGACUGCGCUCUACGCCUUGCCGUGAACCAGGACUAUCUAAGAAAGAGUGAAAAUAUCCGUCUUGGCAGCCCACGGGCCUUGUUCAGUGGUCUGGACUCCUUUGAUCCUUCUCGCCCUGCUUUUGUGAACGGCCUCUUUGGUCCAACCCGACCAGUCUUGGCCACUGAAGGUUUCUUCAGUGGAAUAGGAAAUGUCCUUGAUCAGGCUGUCAACAAAGUGGCUGAUAGCUUCAACAUUCUGGAGCCGCCCGGUCUGAAGCUAAUUAACGAUGCAUUGGCAUCUAUCAGAAUCGAAAGCAUGGAGACUUCCCAGCCUACCGAGAAGGAAGACCUUGCCGCGACGAGGUUAAUCACGCAGCGCGCUAUAAUGGCAGAGGCAGCCCUUCGCGCGGUCAUGAAGCUCGAGCAACGUGACUUUCCCCAGCCUUGUCAGACAGAGUCCUAUGGCGCCGAGGGUUUCUUCGACAUUAUCAAGUCCCAAGUGCAAGUCAUGGGCAAAGAUGUUCUCAAAUACGCCCCCAGUGUCAUCAAUGCCCUUGCCCCCACUGUCAUGGGUCUUUUGAGUCAGACAAAUUCUAUUUCUGAAUCUACUCUCGCCGUCCCGAGCCCAGGCCUCAGAAGAAGACGGUCUUUCGCAGAUAUUGCUGAUCAGUCAAACGGAUCUUCUACUCCUCUGAAUGGCAAUAUCAACGGCACCUUCUUCAACGGCGUUACAAGCGAUGCUGCCGUGAACAGCUACACAAACGACCCUUCCGUGAAUAACUACUCCAACGGGAUAUCCAAUGGCUACACAAAUGGUACACCCUUACAGGUUAGUGCACUCCAGCGACAGGAUUUCCUUGAACGCGUUUCACCCAUGUACACUCCCGAUCCCUCUGAGUUCCUAGCCCCGAACAAGGAUGGUCUCAUCUUUACGGGCCCGCCCCUCCACUAA
Molecule: messenger RNA, 2301 nt
Organism: Penicillium atrosanguineum
Lineage: Eukaryota; Fungi; Ascomycota; Eurotiomycetes; Eurotiales; Aspergillaceae
Exons: 4
Coding region: 1-2301 (766 amino acids)
Biological process (GO): proteolysis
Molecular function (GO): serine-type peptidase activity
Source: RefSeq, a predicted model, not a curated record